Molecule: messenger RNA, 1913 nt
Organism: Myotis davidii
Lineage: Eukaryota; Metazoa; Chordata; Mammalia; Chiroptera; Vespertilionidae
Gene: SOX8
Product: SRY-box 8
Biological process (GO): peripheral nervous system development; neural crest cell development; morphogenesis of an epithelium
Cellular component (GO): nucleus
Molecular function (GO): RNA polymerase II cis-regulatory region sequence-specific DNA binding; DNA-binding transcription factor activity, RNA polymerase II-specific
Source: RefSeq, a predicted model, not a curated record
UCCGCGUGCGGGCCAGAUGCUGGACAUGAGCGAGUCCCGCGCCCAGCCGCCCUGCAGCCCGUCUGGCACCGCCAGCUCCAUGUCGCACGUGGAGGACUCGGACUCGGACGCGCCGCCGUCGCCUUCGGGUUCCGAGGGCCUGGGCCGCACGGCAGUGCUCAAGGGCUACGACUGGAGCCUAGUGCCCAUGCCUGUGCGCGGCGGCGGCGGAGGCGCGCUCAAGGCCAAGCCACACGUGAAGCGGCCCAUGAAUGCCUUCAUGGUGUGGGCGCAAGCGGCACGCCGUAAGCUGGCCGACCAGUACCCGCACCUGCACAACGCCGAGCUCAGCAAGACGCUGGGCAAGCUGUGGCGCCUGCUGAGUGAGAGUGAGAAGCGCCCUUUCGUGGAGGAGGCGGAGCGGCUGCGGGUUCAGCACAAGAAGGACCGUCUGGGUCUGGUUUUGCUGGAAUUUCUGGGAAAUGUACAGGAACAAAAAGCUGUUGAUUCCUACCUGCGGCUGUUAGUGGGCUGGUUUUCCUCCCGUGUGCAUGUCGCCAGCCUGCCGGCCCUGCCAGCCCCACCCCCCACCCCACAGAAGGGGCAUUCAUCCCUGCAAUGUGUUCUGACCCUAGGGCAGACCCAUGGGCCACCCACCCCACCUACCACCCCCAAGACGGACCUGCACCAAGGGGGCAAGCAAGAGCUGAAGCUGGAAGGCCGCCGCCUGGUGGACAGUGGGCGCCAGAACAUCGACUUCAGUAACGUGGACAUCUCAGAGCUGAGCAGUGAGGUCAUUGGCAACAUGGACACCUUCGACGUCCACGAGUUUGACCAGUACCUGCCCCUCAACGGCCACUCGGCCCUGCCCACAGAGCCGGGCCAGCCUUCCACCUCUGGCUCUUACGGGGGUGCCUCCUACUCACACUCCGGGUCCGCGGGCAUUGGAGCAUCCCCCGUGUGGGCCCACAAGGGAGCCCCAUCGGCCUCCGCAUCACCCACCGAAGCAGGUCCCCCUCGGCCCCACAUCAAGACGGAGCAGCUGAGCCCUGGCCACUACGGCGACCAGUCCCACAGCUCUCCAGGCCGUACCGACUACAGCUCCUACAGCGCCCAGGCCAAUGUCACCACGGCCGCCUCGGCUGCAGCUGCCAACUCCUUCACCAGCUCACAGUGUGACUACACCGACCUGCAGGCCCCCAACUACUACAACCCAUACGCUGGCUACCCGUCCAGCCUCUACCAGUAUCCCUACUUCCACUCAUCCCGCCGGCCCUAUACCUCACCGCUGCUCAGCAGCCUCUCUGUGCCACCUGCCCACAGCCCCCCCAGUAACUGGGACCAGCCCGUGUAUACCACCCUGACCAGACCCUGAAGGCACCAUGGUUGAGUGGAGGGGGCCGGCGUGGGCAGAGGAGAACUUUAUCUCUGAAAAGACAGAGCCUCUGAGGUCUCCCCGGAGGUGUUGGCCAGCGAGGUGAGAAGAGGCAGCCGUGUGUGCCCAGCUCUAUCAAGUGCCUGCUGACGUGUGCAGGAGACCCACCGAGCCCCUUCGCUGUGCGUCCGGAUCUCCGAAAUCUGUUAAUGGACAAAGCCCUCUUGCCCUCCUCUCUCUUUGUGGUGACUGGCAACUUCGAAACGAAGGAUGGCCGUUUGGUCCCUCUUCUGUGCAGACACCAGCGCCUGAUGGAGCCAUGGUACAAAGGACAAAAGGAGGGAAGAGGGUCUCCAGGCCCCCUUCGUUCUGAGGUCCUGGCCAUCUCAGCACCAAGAACUCCCAGGACCAAUGGAUGAUAAUUCCGCGGCGAAAGGGCACGCCCGCAGCCUUGGUGGGGAUGCGUUCGCAGAAGCAGUUGGGCAGGGAUGCAUCCGCAGGGGCACCGUGGCGGGGAUGCGUCUGCAGGAGCGUCUCUGGGGACCAGCUUGUUAGCUCC